Molecule: messenger RNA, 303 nt
Organism: Knipowitschia caucasica
Lineage: Eukaryota; Metazoa; Chordata; Actinopteri; Gobiiformes; Gobiidae
Source: the annotation of a GenBank genome assembly
AUGGAGGAGAUGGAGGAGAUGGAGGAGAUGGAGGUGAUGGAGGUGAUGGAGGUGAUGGAGGUGAUGGAGGUGAUGGAGGUGAUGGAGGAGAUGGAGGAGAUGGAGGAGAUGGAGGUGCUGGAGGAGAUGGAGGUGAUGGAGGAGAUGGAGGUGAUGGAGGUGAUGAAGGUGAUGGAGGUGAUGGAGGUGAUGGAGGUGAUGGAGGUGAUGGAGGUGAUGGAGGUGAUGGAGGUGCUGAAAGUGAUGACAGAACACGCGGGAUCUUUGGUACACGCACAUGCAGGGGAGGAGAAGGGGAGAUGA